UGAACUUAUGGAAUGAACUCCGUCGAAGGGAGACGUUCACUCGUUAUCCAUGAAUCGAAGAAGGAAGACGUUUGAUAUUUUAAUCCGUUCUAUAAUACGAGGAAGAUGAUUUACUAAGUGGUUAACAAACUUGCACACGCAAGUGUGCCUAUACAACUAAUUAACAAUGGAAGCCACUAUGGCGCUCACUACGAGCUACGUCGUAAAGACGACACAAAUUUCUUUUAAUAAUUUUAUAACGUAUCAUGAUUGGAUUUGCAUCAACAAUGAUGGAACUUCAAGACCAGGAGAUGUGGAAAUGGAAGACGGAACCAGAGUCCCCUAAGGGGACAUAUAUAGAAAAUGUAGAAGACGAUUGGUUUAUGCACAACGAUAAGUCCUUAGAAUCUACUACAUAUGCUGCUGAUGAAUCUGUUAUGUAUGACGAUCAACCAACAAACCGUGCACAUAGGGUGACAAAAAUUUUAAAUGAAUUGAACGAAUGGAUAAAAGAAGAACCUUUUUCAUAUUGGUUGGAGGAGAGGACUAAUCUGCCGAUAUUCGACGAAUUAGAAACUCCAGAAUGUGGUCAAAACAAAUCAGUAUAUCCGGCUGUAAUAAAAAAUCAGCAAGAACAAUAUAACACUAAAACAUUGUUAGAAGAAUUCGAAACGGUUUUAGAAGAUGUUGAGGCUUGCUAUCAAACAAUUCCAUCAUCAGUUUCAACCUUGACCCCGCCACAAUCACCUCCACCGAAUAAAUUAUUAACUGUAGACAGUCAAUUGCUUGUUACCUUGCAACCGGUGCAAACGAUCCAGUCGGUAAUAUCAAGUCAACAACAAGAGUUGCCUGUAUAUAAUAUCAUAGUAUCUCCAGAAAAACAGCAACAACAACAACCUGCAGUCUAUCAGAAUGAAGUAUGCGUUCCAGAACAAUGGAAUCCCGAAAGUGUAUCAUUGGAUCCACUAGGAGGAGAAAACGUUGCCAAUGAUCUAGCAGUUGUAGAUGAAUACGUGCGAUCGCACACCGAGGACAUCCCAACAGAAUACAGUUCAUGUACCAGUCCAAGUGGUAGCUGUAUCUCUUCCGAAGAUUCUACUUCUGACGAUCCUGACUGGAUCGCUGAUACAUCCUGUAAUAAGAAACAAUCUAUUUCAAUUGGUAAAAAGAAUCGAUGCAAACCCUACUCCCACCCAACGGUUGAGGACAAAAAAGUACGGAAAAAAGAACAAAACAAAAAUGCGGCUACCCGUUACAGGCAAAAAAAGAAACAAGAGAUUAAAGAUAUUUUAGGCGAAGAACAUGAACUUACUGAGUGCAAUGAAAAGUUGCAAGGCCAAGUAAAGGAUCUACAGCGGGAAAUUGGGUACUUAAAAGGAUUGAUGAGAGAUUUGUUUAAAGCGAAGGGUCUCAUCAAGUAAUGAUUUCAACUGAGGAAGAUUUUUUUUUCAUUUCCUUCCUUCUUUCUUUCUUUCCUCCCUCCUUCCUUAUCUCAACUCCUCCUCUACCCUUCUCUUUGCCAAUCUUUUUUAUAAUCCGUUUGUUUAGGUAAUCACAUUUAUUGAAUUUAUUUUAACUAUAGAUUUCUCGACACAUCACUUUACAAUGUUAUUAUACUAACUAAUACGAUAACAUUAUGCUAAUAUCAUCGAUUGUUGCAUAAUAUAUAUUAUAUAUAUGUAUAUAUACAUAUUUUUUAAUUUUUUUUUUCGAUCGUCUACAACAUUCUAAUUUCUUAAAUGUUUAAAAUAUAGAAUCUAUCACAGCUUUAGUGGAACUACAGGACUCUGUCGUCUUGUAAUUUAUCGAAUGUAUAACCAUCUCCUAAUUUUAUACUUUUAUGGUCCAUUAAGAUUAGCAAAUACGAUGACUAUUUAGGGUAAUACAUGAGGAAUUUAUUACGAUAAGCAGCCCUAUGAAGUUCUCACGAGCGGAAAUCUGCUGUUGUCGAAUUAUUCUGAAAGUUUUGCUCUUUUAAAAGGGUCGUCUCAUAAAUAUUUGCGAAUCUUUUCAUUCCGAAUAACAUUUUAACCCAAUUCAAUUUUAUCGUAUUUUCUUACAGAACAUAUUACUAGCUUUAGAAAAAAAAAACAAUAAAUGGGUUAUAUUGUACAAGUGAUAAUACGUUUUUAAUUAAUAUUU
This is a messenger RNA of Polistes dominula (European paper wasp), 2121 nucleotides long. RefSeq names its product bZIP transcription factor crc (gene crc). Gene Ontology annotation, molecular function: RNA polymerase II transcription regulatory region sequence-specific DNA binding; DNA-binding transcription activator activity, RNA polymerase II-specific. Lineage: Eukaryota; Metazoa; Arthropoda; Insecta; Hymenoptera; Vespidae. Gene Ontology annotation, biological process: regulation of transcription by RNA polymerase II. The record is from RefSeq and is a predicted model, not a curated record. Gene Ontology annotation, cellular component: nucleus.